Messenger RNA from Symbiodinium sp. CCMP2456, 5519 nucleotides. The record is from the annotation of a GenBank genome assembly. Lineage: Eukaryota; Dinophyceae; Suessiales; Symbiodiniaceae.
AUGGCUGCUCCGCUGUUUGACGAUGAUCUCUUCGACUUCAGCUUGGAGGCUGAGGGCGAGGACUCCGCUGAACGUGGAAGCGCCGAGAGCGCUGGCCCGGACGACAGCGCCUCCUUGGGCGCCGGCGCGGCCGACGACAUGCCCAGCCAGGGCAGUGGACGACGACGAAAACGUGGGUCACGUGGUGGUGCCCAGGCUUCCGCCGAACAUCGAUGGAGGUCAGGCGCUGUACCACCGGCUCCCGAGUUUAGUGGCGACGUGGAAAGAGACCCUUACUGCCUGAGGCAUUACCGCCGUAGGCUUCUUCGGUGGGUCAAGAUCACCAAGGAGUUCCUUCCGGCAAAUGAACAAGCCCUGCGUGCCUUGGAAAAGCUAACGGGCGAGGCAGAGCUGGAGUUCGAGGAGGUUCCCGAUGACAGAUUUGACCACCCAGACGGCAUUUCAAGGCUUUUGGGGGAUCUCGACAAGGCCUUCGGUGAGAGAGAGAUCUUCAGACAGGGGGGUGUCAUCAGGGAAUUCGAGUCCAUCGGCAGGAUGCAAGGGGAGUCAAUCACGGCGUUCAUCCGCCGUUUCAGGCUCUUGGAGCGCAAGCUGGCCGAGAACAAGAUUCCGGAGUACCCCGAGCAGGCCAGGGUGAUAAAACUUUUGGACGGGCUCCGUUUGGACGAGAAAGCUACCGCUUCCAUCCUUUUGGCGGCGGGCAACAAGUACCAGAUGCAGACUGUGCUCGAGGCCCUCCGCAUACAGUACCCUCCGGGUAUGAGCAUCACCGGCUUGCCAAAGGGGUUGACAACUUUGUCCUCCCGGUCCACGAGAUCGUCCUCCUCACGUGCCUCGACUUUUAAGUCUUCCGCGACCUCAGGGAAUCGGAAAAGCCAGGGACGUUUCCCUGGGUCGAAAUGGACUCAGUGGCACACUGAGUGGGAUGGUGGAGACGGCGAGCAAGCGCCCGAAGGCGAGGACGAGCACCACGAGGAGUACCAGGACGAAAACCCCGAGAAUGCCGAGCCCAAUCACGAGGACGUCAACGAGGAGGAUGAAGACGAAGAGCUGGUUCCGGAGUUUGCCGAGGACCAGUACGGCAAUGAGGAGGCUCCGGAGGAUGUUUCCGCGCUUCUUGCAGCUGCCGAGGCCUUGACGGUUACCUCGAAAAAGCUUGCUGGCUUGGUGCAGAGCAGAGGCUUUUACGUAGAGGGCAGAGGCAAGGGCUUUCCUUCAGGGAAGGCAGGUGGCAAGAAAGGCGGCAAGGGCAAGACCAAGUCGCAGCAGGGACGCGGCAAGAGCAAGGGCAAGGACUUCAAGGGCAAAGGCAAGGGCGUCUCCUCUGGGAAGUCCAAUGGGGAUCGACAGAUGAGACUCAAGGGCUCUUUGUGUUUGGGCUGCGGCGCUUCGGAUCACUGGAUUCGAGACUGCCCGCAUGUCACGCAGUUCCAGGCACAGAUGGCUUCCGCUGAAAUGGAGCUGGACCCAGAGGGCGCACCAGUCGCUGUCAGCUGGAUGGUGACGUCACAUGCCGAAGCCGUGGAGGAAAAGGUUGAAGUCUUCAAGGUGCCGCGCCCUCCAGCGAUCAUGCUGUCCACUUGCGAGGAUGCUUCCUUUCUGAUUGCCGAUACUGGGUGUCAACGUCAGGUUGCAGGCAGUGUUUGGCACCGUCAGAAGUGUAACGAGAUACAACCACUUGUGCCACUCCGCUUUGAAGAAGUUUGUCGUUACUCCUUUGGCCCCUCGAACGGCAUGCCGAGCAAAGCAAGGUACCUCUACCCCGCGGGCAUAGCUGGAGAGACAGUUUUUCUUGCCAUCAGCGAGGUCGAAGCUCCAGCGCCGGGACUGCUGUCGCGAAGAACAAUGGAGGCGCUCGGUGCAGUGCCGGAUCUUUUGGAGGGGGAAAUUUAUUUCAAGGCGCUGGGAAAGUCGACAUGUUUGUACUUGAGUCCAUGUGGGCAUCUUGCACUUAAGAUUGACGAGUGGCCGAGCAGUGCUUUUGAGUGGCCCGGCCAGUACUCCUCCAUGCAGUUCACCGGUCAAGAUCACCCGGCAUGGCUGGAGAACUGGAGGAUGAUCCUGGUGCACUUGCAGGAGUUCAUCUACACGACCCAGAUGGCGGUGCUGUACUACUCGGCGGCCACGCUCCGCCCGAAGUUGAAGGAUUCGGUGUUGAAGCUCUACAUGGAGCCCUGCUCGGCAGUGACGAUGAUGGGGACCCAGGCGGCAAUGGCGGCAACGAAUGCCUUGCAGCUCAAUCGGUACCCGAAGAGCCCGGCAAAGUGCGACCACACCCACGGAACGGGCACACGGACCUACGCGGCUGGAGGCAUGCGGAUCCGCAUCUGCGAUGCUUGCGGGAGCAGGUGGGUGUUGACUUUGACAGGCGAGGCUCUGGAGGCCGUUCCCAAGGCAAACCCCAACGCCAAGACAGGUCUGGGCCUGACGGACAGCCAGAAGCAAAGGCUCGCCCAGGCAAAAACAAAGGCCAAGCAGCCGAGCCCGGCCCAAAGCAGCGCUUCGGACGCAUCCUGGCAGCGCUUGUCGGCAUCCUCGCAGGUGCCAUCUCAGGCCAAAGCCCGUACAGGUUUGAGGCCGCCGCCUCCGCCGAGACAGAGCUGGGGUCCUCAGAGUCAGAGCCCGAGCCUUUUCCGUAUGAACGGACAGAGAAUGCCACCUCGUCAGUGGCACUCCGCGAGAUCAACGGCGGGAUCGGACACCGACAUGAGCGUCGACACCGCUGGAGGUCGUCCCCGACGAGUCCAAGGACCUCGAGACUUUCGCCCAGGCCAACCGCCGGAGGGCGAGGAGCUGACCCCGGAGGAGAUCGACGCCAUUCUGAUGAGCCAGAGAGACGAUCCGAGUCUCUGGCGCGAGAGAAUGGACCGCGACGACUGGGAGCCGGACGACAUGAACGAGAUGUCCCCCGAGCUGAGGCGCGAGUUCGAGGACAAAGGUUGCUUUUUGCUAAAGAACGGGGUCAAGAAGCGGCUGCUGGGCUCCGCCAAGGCUGUGCUCCAAGCCUGGGAGACCGAGGCAGUUGUGUAUGCGAACCGAGCCCAUCUUGCACGGAAGCUCCGCGACUACUCCGCCGACAUCCUUGAGCUCGACCCGGUGGUGCCCGAGAUCUCGGAGAUGGCUCUGAUUGCGGGCUUACGUGUGCUUGAGCCAGUAGGACUACUGGAUGCUGCAGCCCAAGGCAUGGAUGUGCGAGUACUGAGGAAGCUGAUCAAGCGGAGGAGACCGUUUGUCGUCGUUUGCCGAGUGCCGUCACUCCUUGAACCAGGUGACCACGGGGAUUACUCGGACAAGGUGUGCCAGUUGCUCCACGAGAUGCUGGACCAGGGCACUCACUUUUGGAUGCGUGCAAAUAAGUCCGAAGAGUUUCUGUCUGGACUAAGGGCCCGCCAGCUCCAGUCGGCCCCGGGUGUGCGUACAAAGGUGUGUCAACAUGUCCUCUACAUGACGGACCUGCCCGAGUUCUUCGAGGAGGCGGCCAAGCUCGGCGACGAGAUGAGUUCCGUGUCCGAGACCAAGGUGAUCAUAAGUGCCUUGCAAGAGGCCCUUCAACGACGAGGUGAUGAGAGAUGGAACCAAAACUGGUACGUCAACUCGGGUCUGCCAGGAGACGAUGAGAAGUGGAUAUGCGAGGCAUACCACGGGAGUUCCCUGGACAACUUCGAGCUGCUUUGGGAACCUCCUGGCGAACCUCGGGCGUCUGUGUUCUUCCUGGACAUCAAUCGCCACGAGGACUCCUGGAAGCCUCUGCUGGAGGAGGCCGAGCAGAGACUGAAGAACCUGACUACCAACGGAGUUACCCUGAAACCCUCUCCUUACCUCGAGAGAGUGAAGUCCUUGGUCCCCUGGAAACUUCAGAGAGUUCAGAUCUUCCGGGCGCCCAAACAACGAAGGCUGCCGAAUGAGGUGUCUCAAGAAGGCACUCAACACCGUGGCGCAGCCCUUCUGCACAACGAUGAUACGGUCGUGCUGGAGGCCGAGAAGAUCAGCUCCAUAAUACAGGCGCCAACCGGCAAGUUUGGCAAGCCCGUUAGGAUCGCCAUCUUCUUCUACGGCGACGCACCCGUCACGAGUUUGAAUGAGCAGGACAACGAGCUCCCCGAGCAACCCAAGCCUAAGCCUGAGGCUCCUGGUGGCGAUCCACAAGAUCAAAUGAGACCACAUCAACCUGGAUACCGUGACAUCUCCUUUCCAGGAGUGGAGCUGCCAGCCUGGCUAAAGCAAGCACCUCGCCGCAGCGAAGGCAUCGGAGCUUGCACUUUCAGGCGGUUCAACGACAGGCUCUCCAUGGACAUCAUCUACCUCAAGGACGUUCGCGGGGGCACUCACAUGUUUUUGAACCUGGUAGAUGACGCAACCUGCUACCAGGCAGCUUCAAGGUUGAUGUCACGCUCCGAGGAAAAUGUUGUGGCGAACCUCAUCAACGGUUGGUUUUGCUACUUCGGACCACCAGACGAACUGACCAUCGACGCCGAGGGAGCUUUUCGGGGCAUGAGAUUCGAAGCUUUACACGCUCAGUUGAACGUGGAUGUGAGAUGUAUACCGCCUGACUCCCAUUGGCAACUGGGAAAGGCUGAAAGGCACGGCCAGGCACUUCGCUACAACGCCACCCGUCUCAUCAAUCAGUUCGCAGCCCUGACCGUGGCAGAGGUCAACAUUUGUGUGGCCUCAGCAGUUCAGGCCAAGAAUCGGCUGAUGCGCCGAAGUGGCUCUAGCCCCAAUCAAUGGGUCUAUGGCCGGGACCCCAAACUGCCGGGAUCCCUGCUGAGCGACGGCGGUAGCAUUGAAAGUGCCCAGCUUAUCAGCGACUCAGAGAAACUCAUGCAGAUCGAGAGCCUGCGUACUCAGUCGAUGAUCAACCAUCAUGAGUACGAAGCGAGCCAAGCCUUACGAGCGGCCCUUUUGAGAAAAAGCAGACCUUACCGUGGCGAGUUCUACCCCGGUCAAAAGGUGGCUUACUAUCGUAAGCGGACCGCCACCGGCGACGGAGAAGGGACGCUGGAGGGAUAUAGGCAAGGCGUGGUGCUUUCUCUCGACCGCAACCCCAGCUCCAACAUCGCUGCUAAUCUCUGGAUUCGCAAUUCCCGCGGCCGCUUGGUGCAGGCCUCUCCUGAACAGUGCCGGCCCAUCUUUGGUGAGGAGGAAUGGUGGACUCCGGACCCUCAGGACCUGGAGGUUCUUAGAAAGUUUGACAAGGAUUUGCAGUUGCACCCCAGGGCUUUUCGACAUGAAGACCGUCCAGGUCCCGCAGCAGAUCGCCGCUUGGCCGAGGACUUGGCCGAGGAUGCAGCUGCAGAUGCCGCGCGAUCUACGGAGCCCCGUGCCGAGGAACCUCUGCAAGCUCAACCGGGCACUCCAGUGGUGCUUGAGGAUGAGUCCGAGCAAGCCCCAAAACCAGCUCCGCUGACCUUGGACCCGGCAGGUCGACCCGUGCUGGAGUCUCCCAUGUUCAGCCCGAUGAUGUUUAUACCACCGACGCCCAGGAAGCUGAGCGUCCACCCGAGCGUCUACCCGAACAG